AUGUCGGGCCGUUACGAGCGGGUCAACGCCCACGACGUGGACGAAUCCGAAACACCAACAGCCCCCUUGCCCAGGCCGACAUAUCCGAUCCCCAACUCACCACCACCGUCGUUCCACUCCCGAGACUCCUCGACCGAGCGGCGACAAACCGUGAAUCCCGACCUUGCCGAUGCCUUCGAUUCCGAUGGCGACGAUAGCGACGAUGACGCAGACGACAGGCAGCGGUUAGUCCGCGGCAAUUCCACUCCAUCAUUCAAUGAAGCCACGCAGGCGGGAGCGGCGUCGACACCGUCGAACGGGCAAGCAGCGCAAGCACAGAGACCGCUAGGAGUAGCGCCGACGACGUCCAGGGUUUAUGGCAGUGGCAUCCAAUCCGACGGCGUAUUCUCAAACCUCUCGGCAAAGCCGGAGCGCGGUGGCGAAGAAAAGGAGGAGCUACCUCCAUCCUACGAACAAGCCGCAGCAGACCAGGCCCCUCCGUACUGGGAAACGACGAUUCUCGCGCCCGGUCUGGGCGGACCCGACGACGUCUUCAUCGACGGCCUGCCGGUGGGCUCCUUCUUCGGCUUUGUCUGGAACGCCAUGAUCUCGAUGGCCUUCCAGCUCGUCGGCUUCCUUCUCACCUACCUCCUGCACUCGACUCACGCAGCCAAGAACGGUUCUCGCGCGGGACUGGGCAUCACGCUGAUUCAGUAUGGGUUCAUGAUGAAGAGCGCGCCCCCUGGGUCCGGCAGUGGCAUGCAUUCUCAUAUGGACGGCGAGGGCUACAUCGAUCCCGCGGACCCGAACUCACACGACUUUGAUCCGAACCAGGUCAACCAGAGCGGCGGUAGUGAUGAUAUCACAGGCAACGAUUGGGCGGCAUACAUCCUGAUGGUGGUGGGCUGGUUCAUCUUGAUUCGGGCAGUUAGCGACUACCUGAAGGUGCGCAGGCACGAGCAGUUGGUGCUACAGAGUCCUGAUCGGGGAUUGGGAAUUCCGAUUAUUGCGACUGGGGAGUCGCCCGAGAGAGUGGUAUAG
This is a messenger RNA of Chaetomium strumarium, 1020 nucleotides long. RefSeq lists its product as uncharacterized. NCBI's taxonomy places the organism in Eukaryota, Fungi, Ascomycota, Sordariomycetes, Sordariales, Chaetomiaceae. The transcript has 3 exons. The record is from RefSeq and is a predicted model, not a curated record. Gene Ontology annotation, biological process: metal ion transport; vacuolar transport; ubiquitin-dependent protein catabolic process. Bases 1 to 1020 code for a protein of 339 amino acids. Gene Ontology annotation, cellular component: perinuclear region of cytoplasm; endoplasmic reticulum; Golgi apparatus.